AUGGGACAGGAGAAGGAGAAAACACGUGGCAGAGAGGCCAUUGCUCCGUCCACAGUGGAGACUGGCAUGGACAACCCAGGGCUGGAGCUCACGGAAGAAGGAUUAAAUCCUGAGGGAACCAGGAGGACUGAAGAGCAAGGACAAAGCCUUGGGGAUGGGCUCGGGCCUUCCAUUUACCAGAGGAGGAGCUUACUACAACCUUUCACCAGGGCAAGAAGUUUCUGCAAAACACAUGCCAGCUUGUUCAAGAAGAUUCUGCUGGGCCUGUUGUGUUUGGCUUAUGCUGCCUACUUCCUGGCAGCCUGCAUCUUGAAUUUCCAGAGGGCACUGGCCUUGUUCGUUCUCACCUGCUUGGUGCUCUUGGUCCUGGCUCACCGCUCCCUGAAACGUUUGUUUGGUAAAAAAUUAACAAGAUGCGUGAAGCCCUUUAAAAACUCCUGCCUGAAGCGUUGGAUGAAAUGGGUGUUCGCUGGAGUUGCAUUGGUUGGCCUUAUCCUGUGGCUGGCUCUAGACACAGCCCAAAGGCCAGAGCAGCUGAUGUCCUUCGCAGGAAUCUGCAUGUUCAUCCUCAUCCUCUUUGCCUUCUCCAAACACCACAGGGCAGUGUCCUGGAGGACGGUGCUAUGGGGCCUGGGACUUCAGUUUGUCUUUGGGAUCUUGGUCAUCAGAACUGAUCCUGGAUUUAGUGCAUUUCAGUGGCUGGGAGACCAGAUUCAGAUUUUCCUGAACUACACUGUGGCUGGCUCCAGUUUUGUCUUUGGGGAUAUGCUGGUCAAGAAUGCCUUCGCUUUUCAGGCCUUACCGAUCAUCAUUUACUUUGGAUGCGUGAUGUCCAUUCUCUACUACCUGGGCCUUGUGCAGUGGGUAGUGCAGAAGGUCGCCUGGUUUUUACAAAUCACCAUGGGCACCACUGCCACAGAGACCCUGGCUGUGGCAGGAAACAUCUUUGUGGGUAUGACAGAGGCACCUCUGCUCAUCCGACCGUACCUUGCAGACAUGACACUCUCUGAAAUCCACGCAGUGAUGACUGGAGGGUUUGCCACCAUUUCAGGCACUGUGUUGGGAGCCUUUAUAUCCUUCGGGAUCGAAGCGUCAUCCUUGAUUUCUGCGUCUGUGAUGGCUGCCCCUUCUGCUCUCGCCUUGUCAAAGUUGGUAUAUCCAGAAGUGGAGGAAUCCAAGUUCAAGAAUAAGGAGGGGGUAAAAUUGCCCCGUGGGAAGGAGACGAAUGUCCUGGAAGCUGCCAGCAAUGGAGCCACAGAUGCCAUAGGCCUUGCUACUAACGUAGCAGCUAACCUGAUUGCCUUUUUGGCUGUGUUGGCCUUCAUCAAUGCUGCCCUCUCCUGGCUAGGGGAAUUGGUAGACAUACAGGGGCUCACUUUCCAGGUGAUUUGCUCCUAUAUCCUAAGGCCCAUGGUUUUCAUGAUGGGUGUAGAGUGGGCAGAUUGUCCAAUGGUGGCUGAGAUGGUGGGGAUCAAGUUCUUCACAAAUGAGUUUGUGGCCUAUCAGCAACUGUCUCAGUACAAGAACAAACGUCUCUCUGGAAUGGAAGAAUGGAUCGAAGGAGAGAAACAGUGGAUUUCUGUGAGAGCUGAAAUCAUUACAACAUUUUCACUCUGUGGAUUUGCCAAUUUUAGUUCCAUAGGAAUCACACUCGGAGGCUUGACAUCAAUGGUACCCCACCGGAAGAGUGACUUGUCCAAGACUGUGGUCAGUGCCCUCUUCACAGGGGCCUGUGUAUCCCUCAUCAGUGCCUGUGUGGCAGGAAUCCUCUAUGUUCCCAGGGGAGCCGAAACUGAUUGUGUCUCCUUCCUAAACACAAGUAUCACCAAUAGAACCUAUGAGGCCUAUGUGUGCUGCAGAGGGCUCUUCCAGAGUACUUCUCUGAGUGGCACCAACGCUCCUUCUUUUUCCGGUCCAUGGGAAAAUAAAGAGUUCAGUGCCAUAGCCCUUGCUAACUGCUGUGAAUUCUAUACCAAUGCUGCGUGUGCCUAA
Molecule: messenger RNA, 1992 nt
Organism: Molossus molossus (Pallas's mastiff bat)
Lineage: Eukaryota; Metazoa; Chordata; Mammalia; Chiroptera; Molossidae
Gene: SLC28A2
Product: solute carrier family 28 member 2
Exons: 18
Coding region: 1-1992 (663 amino acids)
Biological process (GO): nucleoside transmembrane transport; retina homeostasis
Cellular component (GO): membrane
Molecular function (GO): nucleoside:sodium symporter activity; purine nucleoside transmembrane transporter activity
Source: RefSeq, a predicted model, not a curated record